This is a messenger RNA of Protopolystoma xenopodis, 234 nucleotides long. The record is from the annotation of a GenBank genome assembly. NCBI's taxonomy places the organism in Eukaryota, Metazoa, Platyhelminthes, Monogenea, Polystomatidea, Polystomatidae.
AUGACUUGCCAUGCCCUAUUCGCUAAUGUGCCAACCCACAAACGUUGUGGUUCCACAUUCAAGCAAGCAGUGGUUGCAGCCAUCCGUGCUAUUCGCUGCUGUCCAGAGGCCUUGAUUCAUGUGGUCCCCUGCAGCGAGCUCGUCUUCUCGGCCGCCUCCUGCACCGUCUCACUCUUCAUCUGCCCUCCUCCUGCCUCGGUGCCCUGCUCACCGGACUUCAACAAGACCUUUUAA